AUGACUCAGUAUAACCUUUCGACAGAGCUCUCUCUCCAGAGCUCAGCAAAUAAGUCAUUAAAUUUUACUGAACCACCGCUGGCUUUGGAUGAAAGGACAUUAUUAGGGCUGAAGAUAUCCCUGUCAGUCCUUCUGUCUGUCAUAACUUUGGCAACGAUCCUUGCAAACAUUUUUGUUGUUAUUACAAUUUUUUUUACUAGAAAGCUCCACACACCUGCAAAUUACCUCAUUGGCUCCUUGGCAGUAACAGAUCUUUUAGUGUCCGUCCUCGUGAUGCCCAUCAGUAUCGCUUACACUGUCACCCACACGUGGGCCUUUGGCCAGGUGCUGUGUGAUAUCUGGUUAUCAUCAGACAUCACGUGCUGCACAGCCUCAAUCCUACACCUCUGUGUUAUUGCACUGGACAGAUACUGGGCUAUCACAGAUGCUUUGGAAUAUGCCAAACGCCGGACUGCUGGCCGAGCAAUGCUCAUGAUCGCAGUGGUUUGGAUGAUCUCCAUUAGUAUUUCUGUGCCACCGUUUUUUUGGAGGCAAGUGAAAGCUCACGAAGAAAUCGCAAAGUGUAAUGUGAACACAGAUCAGAUUUCCUACACCAUUUAUUCCACUUGUGGAGCUUUCUACAUUCCGACUGUGCUCCUCCUGAUAUUAUAUGGUAGAAUUUAUGUAGCAGCUCGAUCCAGGAUCCUGAAGCCACCCUCACUGUAUGGGAAACGAUUCACUACUGCACACCUGAUAACUGGCUCUGCUGGGUCUUCCCUCUGCUCCAUUAACGCAAGCCUUCACGAAGGGCAUUCCCAUUCUGGUGGAUCCCCAAUAUUUAUCAAUCACGUUCAGAUAAAACUUGCAGAUAGUAUUCUGGAGAGGAAAAGAAUUUCUGCUGCGAGAGAAAGGAAAGCCACCAAAACUUUAGGAAUUAUUCUAGGAGCUUUCAUUUUCUGCUGGCUGCCGUUCUUUGUCAUGUCCCUUGUCCUGCCCAUCUGCCAGGAUGCAUGUUGGUUUCAUCCCAUCCUGUUGGACUUUUUUACGUGGUUAGGUUACUUAAACUCAUUAAUCAAUCCCGUCAUUUAUACAGCUUUUAAUGAAGAAUUUAAACAGGCUUUCCAAAAACUAAUACAUUUCAAAAAGUGCUCGUCUUGA
This is a messenger RNA of Lagopus leucura (white-tailed ptarmigan), 1137 nucleotides long. It is a transcript of the gene HTR1D, whose product is annotated as 5-hydroxytryptamine receptor 1D. The coding region runs from base 1 to 1137 and encodes 378 amino acids. Gene Ontology annotation, cellular component: dendrite; plasma membrane. Gene Ontology annotation, biological process: smooth muscle contraction; regulation of behavior; G protein-coupled receptor signaling pathway, coupled to cyclic nucleotide second messenger. The transcript has a single exon. Lineage: Eukaryota; Metazoa; Chordata; Aves; Galliformes; Phasianidae. Gene Ontology annotation, molecular function: neurotransmitter receptor activity; G protein-coupled serotonin receptor activity. The record is from RefSeq and is a predicted model, not a curated record.